Molecule: messenger RNA, 1380 nt
Organism: Babjeviella inositovora NRRL Y-12698
Lineage: Eukaryota; Fungi; Ascomycota; Pichiomycetes; Serinales
Product: amidohydrolase family protein
Exons: 1
Coding region: 119-1255 (378 amino acids)
Molecular function (GO): hydrolase activity
Source: RefSeq, a predicted model, not a curated record
ACAGUUUUUCCGCUGCAAGCUUCUCGCACUGACCCAGCUAUUUGGUAUCAGAUCCUAUAUCUUUCACCGUUGAGUAUAACGACAAGUUGCCUAUUCUAAUCUUGAAUCUUUAACGCUCAUGUCUAUACCCCGCAAACAAAGAGUCAUUGAUUCACACAGUCAUUUAUUCACCAACAACAAUCUCGAGAACCUUACUUGGAUGACCACCGGUACUGGCAAUCCUCUCGAGCGCAAUAAUAACUUGGACGAAUACCUCUUCUUCAAUGUCUUUAAACAGGGACCUUCCUUAACUUCCACAGAGGCCAUCGAGCCGGAUAUCCAGGGUCUUGUAUUUCUCGAAACUGAUAUCAAAAAUGAGUUAGGAAUGGGCUACAAGGGCUGGAAGAGGCCGAUAGACGAGUACUCCUACAUCUUACGGAUCAUCCAUGGACAGGAGCUUCCAGAGGAGUUGGUUCUGCCGUUCAAAGUAACACCGUCCAAAGACUAUGUUCGUUUGAAGCAGAGCUUCGUGAAGGGUGUCAUGCCGUGGGCUCCCAUUCCGGAAGGUGCUGCCAAGAUCGCUGAGUACGUUACAUAUGUCACUGCUGAGGCCGAAAAAUACGGAGACAGCCACUUGAAGGGGUUCCGUUACUUGUUACAAGACAAGCCAAAGCAAACAAUGACGCAGCCAGGGUUUGUAGAAUCACUUAAAUGGCUUGGAGAACACAAUUACGUGUUUGACGUGGGCAUCGACCUUCGUUCAGCCGGAAUGUGGCAGUUUCAAGAGUUUGAAAGUAUCUUGGGAGACUUGAAAGCCACUCCAAGCCCUGUCAGAUUGGUUAUCAACCAUUUGACAAAGGCCAAUUAUACGAUCCCGGCAAAGGAAGUAGAGGCACAUUCGGAGUUUCAGCAAUGGGGCAAGUACAUGACCCUGAUUGCGAAGUACGAGAAUUCAUAUAUGAAGUUUUCUGGCGGUUUUGCGGAACUUCCAAGCGAACUAUACUACAACGGAAAUCAGCCUCAGACCAACGAACGGUUAGUCCAUAUUUGUGAGCAAAUUUUCCCCUGGUUUAAGCAUCUUUUGGAGUUGUAUGGGGUAGAUAGACUUAUCUGGGGUAGCGACUGGCCAGUUGCAACGAUCUGUGGGGGCAGAAGUGCCGCCUUGGAGUGGUUUCAGAUCACAGAGAUGCUUCUUGACAUGGCAGAAGUUGGACGGGAGGAUAGAGAUAAGAUCUACUAUUCAAACACCAUGAAAGCGUACAACAUUGAGGGUUGAGUACUUUAAUCUACUUUAUGCCCGCAUUUACUAUCGUUAAAAAAACGUACAUUUUUAUACCCAAGGAAAUACCUAGGGUGAGUAACUAUGAGAUUUCUUAAAAGCAUUUAUCAGAAUCAACCGGU